This is a messenger RNA of Paramisgurnus dabryanus, 4629 nucleotides long. It is a transcript of the gene wtip, whose product is annotated as WT1 interacting protein. Lineage: Eukaryota; Metazoa; Chordata; Actinopteri; Cypriniformes; Cobitidae. Gene Ontology annotation, cellular component: P-body; adherens junction; nucleus. The record is from RefSeq and is a predicted model, not a curated record. Gene Ontology annotation, molecular function: transcription corepressor activity. Gene Ontology annotation, biological process: regulation of DNA-templated transcription; negative regulation of hippo signaling; response to hypoxia.
UCCGCGCAGCGCGCCAUUGACUGUGAAGACCUUUCAACUUCACAAAAACUGAAAUUGACAAACGUUCUGUUGUGUGGAAACUUUGUCACGACGAGCGUAUCGCCACGAUUCGACAGGCGGGGAUCAUGUAUCGUGACGAAAUGACGGCAAAGGACUGAAUUAACGGGAGCAACGAUGGCUCGCCUGAGGCGGCAUUUUUCGUUUGUGAUUUUCAUGUAAAAUGCAGUUUGCGUUGUAGUUGACUCGCGCUCCGCGCGCUCCCAUUCGGCGUCUCUUAACUUACCUCACAGUCCCACCGCGCGACAUGGAUGAAUAUGAGGAGGAUCCGGGGCGCAGAGCGCGCAAACUGAUGGAGAAUCUUUCCAUAUUUGACGUUUUCCCGGACGGCUUGUACGGAGAGCCGAACCCGGACGCGGAUUUUAAGUCCGCCGUGCUACCUGGUCAGAAAAGUAAGCGAAUGAAUGGCAGCUCCUCUCACGCGCCUCACCAGCACAGUCACACGCCCGGGAACAAAGUCUACGGCGCGGCUCCGGUGCGCUCCGUUAACGGGAACCGACCCUCAGUGCCUAUGGAUUUCUGUUCUCCGCAAAUGGAAGCGGUUUAUCCCUCUCCCGAUGCGUACUGCACCAAAUCCGAAGUUGCCUUGCCGUGCUACAGCGGCGCGUCGGACCGGCUCAGGAGAUACACGCACGCGGAUGCACAGGGACACAGAUACAGCACCGGCUGCGCGUACGACGGGCUCGUGCUGGGCAAACAGAUGACCGUUUCGGGCGUGAGGAGCAACAGUAUGUGCAUGGGCAACCCUGAUGGCAGGUACAUAGCCACAAGUCCCCGGUCCAGUUUGGCCUCGUCGCACUCCUCUCAAGAUCAGAGCAAGCACACCAGCCCUCGGUCCAGCAUCAGCAGCCCUCGGUCCAGCCUCGUGUCACCCGGACAGGAGAAAUACGGCGAGGGGAACAGUGUCAUCAGCCCUCGGUCCAGCUACGCGAGCACGGCCAGUGACACUAGUAAACAUUCCAGUCCCAGGACCAGCCUCAACAGCUACGAUUGCGGGAGCAAACCGAGCAGCAACCGAACCAGCGGCAUCAGCAUGGGCUACGAUCAGCGACACAUUAGCCCCAGGUCCAGCACCGCUAGCCAGUACUCCAGUACCACGAGCCCGCGCUCCAGCUACUCGGAUUCGCGUUUCACGCCCGCGGGUAACCACGACCCGGAGGUCGCCGCAAUGCACUGCAUGCCAGUGACCAGCCCCCGGUCCAGCAUCUGCAGCCAGGACGGGGGUGCGCGACCCGCUGGUGCGGCCAACUGCGUGGUCAGCCCCCGGUCGAGCAUAUCCAGCCACAGCUCCAGGAGUUCUCGGAGCUCUCGGGGAUCCAUGAGCGCGUAUCCCGAGCUCCAGCUGCCCUCACCGCGGUCGUCCAUGCUGGCAACCGGCUUACCGGAGGACGCGCUGCUGCAGGACUUCCCAGAGCCGAACGGCCUCCAUAACAACCGUGUGCACCUCCAGACGUUCCCGGUGCUGGAAGAGCCACAGCAGCAGAAUUCGGACGUGAAUGUGCAGUUUAACUACGGGAAAACGGGCGCAGCUGGUCAGCGCUUUAAGUUGCCAUGCCAGGUGACUCCAUCCCGGGAGAGUGGUCCCAGUCAGGCGGAGAGGCGCCUGGAGGCCCUCACCCUGGAGCUGGAGAAAGAGCUCGAGAUGCACAUGAAAAAAGAAUAUUUCGGUAUCUGUGUAAAGUGUGGUAAAGGUGUGUAUGGAGCGAGUCAAGCAUGUCAGGCCAUGGGAAAUCUGUAUCAUACUAACUGCUUCACCUGCUGCUCAUGUGGACGGAGACUGCGAGGGAAAGCUUUCUAUAAUGUUAAUGGAAAGGUUUACUGUGAAGAAGACUUCCUGUAUUCUGGGUUCCAGCAGACGACAGAAAAAUGUUUCGUAUGUGGACACCUCAUCAUGGAGAUGAUCCUUCAGGCUCUGGGUAAAGCCUAUCACCCAGGCUGUUUUCGGUGUGUGGUGUGUAAAGAGGGUCUGGAUGGUGUCCCUUUUACUGUAGAUGUGGAUAAUAACAUCUACUGCGUGAAAGACUAUCACACGGUUUUUGCUCCCAAAUGUGCCUCAUGUAACCAGCCCAUUCUACCAGCACAGGGUUCAGAGGAAACCAUACGUGUGGUGUCUAUGGAUAAGGAUUAUCAUGUGGAAUGCUAUCACUGUGAGGAUUGCGGUCUGCAGUUGAAUGAUGAAGAGGGGCAUCGCUGUUACCCGCUAGAUGGUCAUCUGCUGUGUCACCGAUGUCACCUACAUCGGUUAAAGAGCCCUUUAUCUGCCCACCCACCCCCAAGUUAUCCUCUCCACGUCACUGAACUGUAAACACACAGGCUCCUGCAGGACAACACAUAAGAGUUAAUGACAUCACCCGCUCGCCCUCAGAAAAAGAGAGAGAUCAUCAUGUCUGUCCUACCCUUAAACACCUCUUUUCCCACACGUUUAGGGUUCAUGAGACACACGGGUCUCUUCAAAUAUUUUCAUACCAAUCAUCUUCUCUUUACCAUGGGGCUUGACUUUCCUCAUACACACAGAUUAGAGAUCUGUUGGGGGAGCGGAGGGCCGUGUGGUCCCGGUGUGAGAAACAAGGGCGCCAUGGGCCUUAUGAAUAUGUUACCCAUGUUACUACUAAUAAAAAUGAUCUUUGGCAUGGGUCAACCCCCUGGUGAGGAUAACUGAAGACACUGAACUCUUAACACAGCACUGAAUGUGAAACAGACUUUUUUGUGCCUUCAUCAAGAACCUGCAUAAAUCAGGACAUCGCUCACUCACUGCCUUUGACUUAAAAAAUAUCAUUCACCCAAAAAUCAUUAUUUAACACCCUGAAGCCCAUAUGCUGUUUUCUCCUGCGAAACACAUCAGUAGGUUUAUUACGCACAGUAACCUGUCGGAUGAAUAUAGCACACAAGACAUACGGAUUAUGAUCAAUGUAAAGGUCAAAGGUUGUUUUACAGAAAAGAGCCGAUGGUUCUCGAUCUUUACUGUUCCGCAGAUGAAUCGGCACGGGAGUGGAAGGAAACAUGGACAGAAUUCCUUAAAGCACAGAAUAAAUGCAUAAAACUGUCAGCACUGCACAUAUUUCAAAAUAUACUUUCUGGAUAGGGUCAGAUAGGUUGUUACCGUCUGACAUCAGAAUGGACUUCUCAGACGCUGCUUUAUGUCUGGACGAGUGCUGUGAAACCGCUGAAGCGUCAGGUGCCUUCCUGCCUCAAAUAUUUGAGCAGACACACGGUUUUGUGUCUCAGAAGGGACCGAAGAGGUUGCUGAUGUAAACAGAGGUCAGUGCUCUUGCCUGGAUGUGCUGGACUCAACCAGGCAAACCAAUGACCUUCUGUUUAUUGUUCCAACUGUGAGGUUGUCUUGUGUGUGUGACAGUGUCGUAACCAGGUGCGAUGUCAUGAAGCAGACAGGGUUUUUCGGUGGCUCCUAGUGGUCCGAGUUUCCCCUGGAUAUGGAGAAUAACAGGGAUUGUUUAAAAUGUGAUUUCCAUAACAUAUAUUUUAAAAUUCUGGUAGUUUCUGAACUUUGCUUUUCGGGUAGACAGAUAAAUGACCUGCCACAUCGCACCUAGUUAUGACAGUGUGAGAAUGUGUGUGUGUUCAUGUAUACUAGUGGCAGGGCCACUGUGUGUGUGUUUGCUCAUACUUGUCAUAUAUAUGCAGUGACCACAAAAAAAACUUCAUACAGUUGUGCCACAUUUAAAAAUGUCAAAAUAUCAUUGCAUAAAAUAUCUGAACAGGUGUCAUUCAUUUAAAAGACAUGCAACAGAAGCAAAACAUUUUGAACUUGUUCACACUGUCAGUUUUAAUCAAAUUUUUGUGCAUAUCCGUAUGACUGACUGUCCACACUGUGUAUCACAACUGUUCAGGUCUGAUUUGUGUAAAGCAUUUUCUUUUUCCAGAAUAGCUGCAUUGGUGGCAAUGACGUUGGUGUGAAAUAGGUGUGCUCGAUUUAAUGCGGCACUGGGCAGAUUUCUUCACUCGCACAUCGACAACAACACAACAACCUUGCAUCUGACUUGCUUACGUUUUAUGUGGUGUGUCAACACGAAGAAAAACGUAGGCUAUGUUUACAAUGCAGGUGAAUUUUGCCCAAAUGUGACCAUUAUUUGAUUUUCUUAUGACAGUUUGAACAGCACAAAUCUGAUUUUUUCAUAAAGGACCCAGACCACUUUUUAUAUGUGGUCCCAAAUCGGAUAUAUAUCUGAUGUAUAGGGGGUAUGCAUUGAUGUCACAUUUCCACGUGACCACGCCGGAGCACUCUGUUGAGUGGCAAACGUUCAACAAAAUGGCUGGUUUUCAUAGCGGCUGCUGCGCAAAUGCUAGUAAAACUGACUAUUAUCAGCUUAAAUUGAAUUUAGUUGGACUUGAUAGCAGAGGGGCAAUACUUAGUUACAAUAGUUACAUUUUCCAAGCAUCUGUCAUUUAUUAGGUUGUUUGUAUUGGGAAAAACUUUACUUUACUACAUUCUAAAGCAUAGAAUCAUGCUGUGUUUUCUUUUAUAUUGCAUAUUCAAAUUUAUUUAAUACCUAAUUACAUUAAAAUUGUGUAAUUUUACUUGAGUAAAAGUAUGUUAAUUAAAUAUUAAAUUUA